Molecule: messenger RNA, 2139 nt
Organism: Drosophila persimilis
Lineage: Eukaryota; Metazoa; Arthropoda; Insecta; Diptera; Drosophilidae
Product: P protein
Exons: 1
Coding region: 15-2117 (700 amino acids)
Biological process (GO): transmembrane transport
Cellular component (GO): membrane
Source: RefSeq, a predicted model, not a curated record
CAUAAAGAAGAAGCAUGCCUUCUUGGCUAAAUAUUUUUUGCAAAUCCCGAUCAGAAUCAAGACCCGAACAACCGGAUCAAGCAGAAGAGGACAAGGAAGACAGUAGUAUACUUCUUCGUCGAAUCUAUGUUAUCACCAAGAUAACCAUUUUGAUUUUUCUAUGGCUGUUCUUCACCAUUUGUCUGAUUACAAGUCCAGCCGAAGAAGUACCUAAAUCCUUGGUGACCAUAUUACCCAAUCAGACGGUUGUUAGAAAGUUGAAGCCACUGCCCCACAAUGAUAUAGAAAUUCAACUGGAGGGACCCAUUGACAAAGAUCUCACGGACCAUAUGGAUAACGAGGACGAUGCGAGUUAUGUGGGUGUUCGGGUUGAGCGUCGCGACUCGAAACUGAACGUCACGUAUGUGCAGACUGACUUGUGGAAAGUUUAUAUCGACAAGUCGGAAAAACAUUUUGUAUCGGAUGAGAUCUAUAUGAAAGUCACGCAGGCAAAUGACCAGAAAGACGCAGAGGUGGUCGUAUCAUUCAAGAGCUACAGCGCGGAGCCGGUUUCACUUCUCAUUCAGGUGAACACCAUGCCUGUGGACAAAGAAAAGGGGGUGAUUUAUGCGGGGCUUCUGCUCAUCUUCCUGUACGUGCUAAUCAUCUGGGAGAUUACGGAUCGGACGUUCGCUGCCCUUAUGGUAUCAUCGGCCUCCCUCGCUGUCCUGGCCGCCAUGGGGGCGCGACCCUCCCUGGAAACCAUCGUGUCCUGGAUUGACUUCGAUACCCUUAUGCUGCUGCUGGGAAUGAUGAUCAUGGUGGCCAUCCUAUCGGAGACAGGGGUGUUCGACUACCUGGCAGUGUUCGCCUAUCGCAUGUCCAGCGGUAAUGCCUGGCCCCUCAUGUUCUUCCUGUGCUUUUUCACCGGAAGCUUAUCCGCGUUCCUGGACAAUGUGACGAUGGUGCUGCUGAUGGUGCCCGUCACGAUUCGGCUCUGCGAAGUGAUGGCUGUGCGCACAACUCUGGUGCUGAUCGUGAUCGUGAUCUACUCGAACAUCGGCGGCACUCUGACGCCAGUGGGGGAUCCGCCAAACGUGAUCAUAGCCACCGAUAACGAUGUGGUGAAGGACGGCAUUGACUUCUUCAACUUCACGUUGCACAUGUUUCCAGGCGUGCUUGUCUGCAUGUGCACUUCAUUCAUUAUUUUAUAUUUUAUCAUCCGCAAGAAGCUGUUUAUAGUCGACGUGGACCCAAUGACCCACGCCAUCAAGACGCUGGAGAGGGAGGCGGAGAAAGUGUCACCCACCACGGCAGACGAGGAUGCACUUCGUCAAGAUAUCCUGAAACGCAUCGCAGAGCUGAAGGCUAAGGACAAGGCGAAGAACAGGGCUACGAUAGCCAUGCUAGCGCCAGUCGACAACUACUUCGAGACCCUGGGCGCGUUGGAAGUAAAGUACAGAAUUCGGAACAAGCCGCUCCUGAUUAAGUGCUGCAUUGCCUUGGGGUUCGCCAUUGCCCUAUUCUUUCUCCACUCGUUGCCAUUCCUGGCCGGCGCUUCGCUGGCGUGGAUAGCCAUGCUUGCAGCCCUUCUGCUGCUCAUUCUGGCCAACAAGGAGGCCAUGGAUGUAAUUCUCCUCCAUGUGGAGUGGUCCACACUGCUCUUCUUUGCCGCCCUCUUCGUCAUGAUAGAAGCCAUGUCCGAACUGGGCCUCAUCCAAUGGAUAGGAGACAUCACGGUCGGUGUGAUCCUGAGCGUGGACAAGAAGAACCAGUUGACCGUUGCCCUCAUGAUGCUGCUUUGGAUCACCGCAUUGACCUCCGCCUUUGUCGACAACAUACCCAUCACCCAGAUGAUGCUCAAGCUGACCGUCCAGCUGGCCAAGAACAAGAAGCUCAACCUGCCGCUGUCCCCUCUCAUCUGGGCGCUGUCCUUUGGCGCCUGCUUUGGGGGAAAUGGUACACUGAUCGGCGCCUCGGCCAACGUAGUCACCGCGGGACUGGCCCAGCAGCAUGGCUAUAAGAUCUCCUUCAUGACCUUCUUUCUUGUUGGCUUUCCCGUGAUGAUAUUCACGGUAAUAAUUGCCUCUAUAUAUCUCCUUAUUUCACAUUGCGUAUUUUCCUGGCAUAAGCAAUAAAUAGAUAAAUGAAGUAUCAAAU